Messenger RNA from Neocloeon triangulifer, 4971 nucleotides. RefSeq lists its product as uncharacterized. Gene Ontology annotation, molecular function: G protein-coupled receptor activity. NCBI's taxonomy places the organism in Eukaryota, Metazoa, Arthropoda, Insecta, Ephemeroptera, Baetidae. The coding region runs from base 150 to 2210 and encodes 686 amino acids. The transcript is spliced from 9 exons. The record is from RefSeq and is a predicted model, not a curated record. Gene Ontology annotation, biological process: G protein-coupled receptor signaling pathway. Gene Ontology annotation, cellular component: membrane.
CUCACUGCACGAAACUCCCCUGCAAAGUGCACUCGGCUCUCGCUGCUCCGCUCGCUCCUCGCCGCAAGCAACAGGCAGCACCCCCAGCACGUGUAAAUUAAGAUGGAGAUGAGAAACAGGAGGCUGCGCUUCAAGGCUUUUUGAGUGCGAUGCUGGCUUUGGCCGUGCCGCUCACGGUCAUCAGCGUCCUCGGACUCCUGCUCAAUGGAUACAUUCUGCUCGUCGUCGUGCUCACCAAACAGGUGCAGUCGGCCAACAACUUGCUGCUGCUGCACUUGGGGGUGGUCGACUCGGUGCUGUGCAUCGUGUUCCUGCUGUUCUCGGCGCCGGUGCUGCUGCGGGGGCCCGCGCCACCCACGCAAGGGGCCGCCGCCGGCCCCCUGUGCGCCCUGCACGGGUUCCUCUUCACGCUGCUGCACCCGGUGGCCCUGUGGACCGUGUGCGGCCUCAACUGCGACCGAUACUAUGCCAUUUCGGCGCCGCUGCACUACACAAGUCUCGUCAACACCAAGAAGGUCGCCGCGUUUUUGGCCACCUCUUGGCUGCUCGCCAUCGCGAUGGCCAUUCCACCCUUGUUCAUCAUAGGACCUGGAUACAGGUACACAGAGCACGCCGGGUGCACCCUUCAUUUCACAGCACCUUUAGCACCAGCCCCGACGGCGGCGAUUUGGUACUCGGGGAUUUACACAUUUUUUACUCUCCUGCUGCCAGCCGCACUCAUUCUUGGAUGCAACUUGAAGGUGUUGAUGAUUGCCAGAUACCACAGGCACCGCAUCGCGUCGGCCAUCUUUGAAGUGACCCUGUCGGCGCAGGUCACGAUCACGCACCAGCGCAACCCUUUCUACCUGCAGAGCCAGUUCAAAGGGCGGCGCGCCAUCGUCACCAUUCUGCAGCUGCUGGGUUCGAUUCUCGUCCUGUACUUCCCGUACCACGGCGUCACCGUGUGGGAAGCGGCUGCCUCCACCCUUUCCACCUCCAACCUGACCGAGGCGAUGGCCGCGGACGUCGACUGGCAGCCGCAACAGUCGCCAGGCCACGUCGACCCGCUCGUCGUCUACCUGGCGAUGGCGCUCAUCACAUGCUCACCACCCAUCAACGGCUUUAUUUACGGCGUCAAAAGCAAAGUGCUGCGAAAAACGUUCGCCAACUUUUUGCGAAAGCAGCUGACAAAGAGCGAGGUGAACCACGAAAUCCAGGCGCGCACGCCGUCCGCGUGCGGCUCGCGGCGCCCUUCGCUGACACCCCUGGGACAAUUUCUGGGCCGGCCGCCCCACCAACGCCGCCUCUCUGAAGUCCUACUUGAACCGUCGGGGGCGAGGUUUGCCCUUUCGCCGCACCGGCCGCGGCUCCUCAAAAGAAUGGCCACCGAGUUGUCGUGGCGGCCGACCCUGUUGGCCGCGGCCACGUCCAUCGACCUCGACGCCAAAAUGAGAAGGUCGCGAUCCGCCAGGGACUGCAUUGCAGAGAUGAGACAUGGACUGAGUUGCAACACGCUGCAGGUGCCUGGUGGCGAUCAGACGCAAACGUUCCAACCAGUGCCGCUUCCCGCGCGGCAGUCGCCGCCGAAACUGCGGCAGAGCACGAGUGCCGCCAGUUUGCUGAUCCAGAAAGUCCUUCUGGCUCCGAAAGGGAUGCGCCCCUCGGAGACCUGCCGCCCCCGCACGCCUCCGCCGCAACGGUGCUCGCCCCAAAUCCUGAUCACCAAAGCCCUUUCGCAGGACCAGCCGGACAGUCCCUCCAGACAAAAGGAGGAACAUGAGCAAGACGACUCGUCAACUGCCGCCCUGAUCCAAGCCGGCGGCAGCAGCAACCCUGAAUCUCUGUGCGGAUCGAGUCCUUCGUCAAGGGAUGAAAGCCUAAAUCUGGACCUGGAGGCGGGCGGCAACUCGAGCCUGAGCCGGGUGUCCCAUCGGGUGUGCUACUCGCUGGACGACGUGAGCAGCGGCCAGCAACUGGCGGCCGCCUCUCCCACGGCCUCCCCGACCUCUUCGAGUCAGCAGCCGCUCAGUUUGCCGUCAGUUCCCGUCACGCAAAACGGAAACUUGUCGUGGUUCCGGAAUCUGAUUUUCUCGCGCCACAUCAAGGGCGCCUCGUCCUCGUCGAGCCGCAACCUCAUGUCCUGGCCUAUCAGGACGGACCUGUCCAAACGCAGCGUGACCAAAAGUACCAAAAGUUGUUGUGAUGUCAAUAGCCACGAGAAUAUUAUUUAAAAGUCUAGUUUUUCUGUUAUUUUAAUGAAAUCUGCAUUUUUUAACUAUUUUAAUUUAUAUCUGUAAUUAUUAAAUUUUUAUAAUUGACAGUUUUUUGUUAAACAUGUUGAUUAUUUUUACCAUAUUUUAAUUGAAACGCAAAAAUAAUUUUUAUAAAAUUUUAAAUCCAUCGGCCUGGCUGCUGAUGUGGAUAAAAAAUAUUGCAAACAUAGAAAAUCUCUGAUGUGUAAAACAUAUUCUCGACGUUGCAUAUAAUAUUUAAUGAAAAAAAACGACUGUGUUCCUCUCUUUAAAGCUAUAACCACGGUAGCUGUGUGUGUCAGGGUGUGCAUAAUUACUUUGCUAUUCCACCGACGUACACUGUGUAUAUUUAUCAAAGGGACAAACGUAGUGUACUUUGUGUGUUGUGAUGAGAAUUAUUAUUAUCGUUUGCAGCACCGAGCGCACACACAUCUGUAUAUUCCCUGUCCGACUGAAAUGUGAGCAAAUAAUUGCCAUCCCUGUUUCGCCCUGAUGUAUUCUCACAAAUCGCGCUCUCUCUCUCUCUCGAUGUACAAAAAAAAAAAAAGCAAAAUCCUACUCUCGUAGUGUGCUAAAAUAGGUGUCGUGGUGUUUAGAGCCGAUAACACAAAAUAGUCAGCUGUAGUGAAUAAUUAAAAAUGGAAAAAAUGUUCUCUGCACGUCGACAUAUGUUCAACAAUAACAGGGUAUAUUUCAGAUAAAAGAGAACGAGUAAUAAUGGGCUUAAUUUUUUUUAAUAAAUGUGCUAAACUUAAAUAAAUUUAAUAACCGCUCACAAAAGUAAUACUGGGAAGCUAGUCAGUUUUUUUUUUUAAUUAUUUUAAAAUUUAUUUUGCAAUCCUUUUUUAAGAUAUAGUCCGCUCAUAACUCCCACAUCAUCUUCAUUUUUAUUUGCCAAUGAAACUCCUUAAAAUGAUGAGUUCCAUUGUCAUUUUUGUCAUUUGACCUUGUUUUGCUUAUUUAAAUGAAAAAUCAAAGUAGGAAGAAGAUAUUUUGUUUGUUGAGCACGUUGCAAAAAAGCUGGAAUAAUCGUUUUGACUCAUUGUUAGUUUUUGGCGUUCAUUGGUUUUUUUUUUUAAUUAGAAGAAAAUAUUUAAAAGGAAAAAAAGCAUCUGGGUUGCUUUGAAACCAAUUUUAAGAGUAAAAUCAAUGAAAAGCAUUAAAUUUUAACUUAAUUUUGUUUAUUUCUUUCUAAAAUUUUGUAUUCUAGCUUCAAAUUAUAUUUUCAUAGAGCAUUUGCUAUUCCCUCAAAAUAAAUAUAUAGAAAACCUUUAAACCUCUCAAUAAUAAAAAUUAAUUAAAAUUUUCUCAUCUCGCUGUUAAAAACACAUACUCAGCAUUGAUUUAUAAACAUAUCUAAUCAAAUCAUUUAUUUAUUUUUAAUAUAUAUCAUAAAUAUAUUAUUGCAAAAUAUAAUACAUGUAUAUUUUUGUGUGGACAAUCUUUACAAUAGCAGGCGUUGACUCGCAUUUGUUUCCUUUGACAAAUGAACAAAUAGCAGUCUGAUAAUAGAAAAUCCCCGAUCUUUCUCUUGUCGCUACUUAGAUGAAGUAAAUUGUAUAUUAGUGCUGUGAUCAUUAUUAAUUUUUUGUGCGUGUUUUGGUAGACGAUUGUAAUGUUUUUUUGGUCGCCUUUCUCAUUUGUGCGUAUAAAAGUUUUGUAAAAAAAAUUAUUUAUUUUUAACUUUUUAAAAAGGGGAAUACAAAGCGCAAAACGGUUGUUGUAAACAGCCUUAAAGUGAGAUUUUAAUGAGGGUAUAGAGAGAAAUUAAAUUUUCACAUAAAUCAAUUCACUGUAGAUCAGUUUGUUGUUGGUACAAAAUUUUUGCUUAUAUAAAUAUGAUAAAAAAAAAAUAACAUAGUGUCAUUCAUAAUGCAUAAUUAUUGCUUUUAACGAUACCUAUUGGGCACAAUAAUUUUUAACUUCUAUCUUUAAAUUUAUACUUUUUUUCUACAGCUUCAUCCACAACUCUUCUUGCAAUUAAUUAAUUUGAACAAAAGAAUCAAACUCAUUCCACAAAUGUUUCUACUCUUUCCUUGGUUGAUCUCGUGUAAUUUUUAUUAAAAAACAAACAGAAAGUUAAGGUAAAAUAGCAUUGUUUAAUAAAGUGUGAUGUGCUUUAUUUGGACAGAAUUGUUACGAGAUCUUAGAUGUGUAUAAAAAAGAGUUAAAUAUGAAUGUCUUCGAUGUUCAAAUUUGUGGAAAAAACCAACCCGCAGCCAAAAUUUUUUUGAUUAAUUUUAAACUGUAGCCGUGUGUAAUAGUGAGCACAAUAGAGACUGCAACAAGAAUUAUUUUCAAGAGACAAAAAUUAUUUACCUCGAGCGGAUCAAAAGUAUAAGCAGCAGAAUAUUGUGCUUGACUUUUUAAUCGACGUGGUGCUUCAAUAGAUAAUGGUGAAAGAGUGCAAAUUUGCGGGUAAAAAUGUGCGCGGAUAUAUCGCUGUUGAUUAGUGGAUACAAAAAUUAAUGCUGUUUUGGUGAAACACCUCGAAAAAUAUCACAGACGUUCAGCGAAUUCAGUGUUUUAGUUGCUCCGAAAAAAGAAGAAAAUUUAUCUGUAUGUAAAAAAAAUGAGAAGAAUAAAUGUGGAAAGAAUAUCGUCACUGUCUUUCAAGUCUCAAAAGACAAGUGUCUUGAUUACAAGUCGACCUAAAUCCUGAAUUCUGCGUUGUUAUUUUUCUUAUAAAUUAUUUACUCACAUUUAGCCUAAGUCAGAUUUAUUUUUAUGAUUUUGUGGA